AUGCACUCGGCCACACCUGCAGACAGAUUCGGUCCUGAUGUGAAGUGGAACACCAUCGUUUUCUUUCACAAGCUGGUAUUAGAACAGUGGGAGCGGAUUGAAUGGCUCUCACCUUUCAUCAUUUCUCAAGAUUUCAUCAACGGCGUGGAAGCUGCAAUGCAGCGCAAAGCACCCUAUUUAAGGAGCUUUGCUCUUCCAAUAUUUUACUAUCCUGACGAUUCGUCUACGGGCACUAUGUUUUCAAACGACGCUCCCCGUCUCCGGUCAUUUCGUGCCACAAAUGGUAAAUGCAAUUUCGACCCAGUCUGGAUGUCCAACCUGAAUACGCUUUGCCUGGGGGGGGAAAUCACCAGCAAGGAAGUGUGCAGCAUCAUAGUGCAUUUACCAAAUCUCAAAUCACUAGAGCUCGAACGACAUAAAGUCAUUAAAGGAUUUCGAAUACCAAAAAUUUAUCUCCCCAAGUUACGCACACUUAUACUGGAUGAAUGUCUUUACCUGCGAAGGAUUACCAAACCUCCCGGAUGCUCGCUUGUUCUAAGAGGAUGGGACCAGAAGCCAAUCGACUUGUUUGAUGAAUGCCGCGAUAGAAUCGCCGAUACCAUUAUCCACAGCUUAUCUUUAUCCCCAACACGUUUCAUGGCUUUGGACUUCCAGUCUCAUUUCAAGCUCAGGAUGUGGGAUAGGCAAUUUCCAUAUCGCAACCCCGAGGCAGAAUUCUUCGACAUACAGUUAUUUCGUCGAGGUCCCAUAUAUCUUCAAGAAACCAUAUUUCCUGGACUUUUGUACAGAUUGACCUCCAUUUUUUCAACUGUCAAUACUCUGCUUAUACGUUUUAAUGAAGGGUCGAGUAGUGCUGCCUUUGAGUCAAAACACACCCUAAAGCGGUUCAUAACGUUCUUUUCGUCCGUUGAGAAGCUGUAUAUCAGUGAAAAGGACCUAGGAAUUUUGUUAGAGGAUACCGUUGAGUUGGAUGAAUCACCCUAUCUCCCAAGUUUGCAAACUCUGGCUCUCUUCGGUGAAUGGGAUCCUAGUAAAGCAACUUACACUCGCCGAUUUCUGAGAUGGCGACAAACAAAAGACGCCCAAAUUUCAACGUUGGACCUCUCGAGGUGCACUAUACUCGAUACAGCUUGCCACCUAUGCAUGCUGGACAAAUUUGCGGGCAUCAAGUUGGUGUGGACAAAGGACGGUGGAAAAUCCGAGUACAAAUGUGGAAGUUGGCACGCAUCAUGUACAGUGCCUGUAUCACUUCGUGAGCAACUGCAAGAAGUUUGGAUGUUAGGAAACACCAUGUUCAAAUAUUUCUCUGCCAAUGACUCCAUUAGUUGA
Messenger RNA from Psilocybe cubensis, 1329 nucleotides. RefSeq lists its product as uncharacterized. Bases 1 to 1329 code for a protein of 442 amino acids. The transcript has a single exon. NCBI's taxonomy places the organism in Eukaryota, Fungi, Basidiomycota, Agaricomycetes, Agaricales, Agrocybaceae. The record is from RefSeq and is a predicted model, not a curated record.